UACUCUAAUUAUUGAGCGGAAAAUGGAGAGUGAAAUUUGUUAGGGUCAACGGUGACUCAUCAGUUUGUUCAUCAGCAAUUAGAGAAAAAUGAAGGCAGAAACAGUAACACUGGUGCUGGUGAACUUAGCGGGAAUAAUGGAAAGGGCGGACGAAUCAUUGUUACCUGGUGUUUAUAAGGAAGUUGGUGAAGCACUACAUGCUGAUCCAACGAGGUUGGGCUCCCUCACGCUUUUCCGGUCCAUGGUUCAGUCCCUGUGUUAUCCUCUUGCUGCUUACUUAGCUGCUCGCCAUAACCGGGCCCAUGUUAUCGCCUAUGGUGCUUUUCUUUGGGCUGCCGCCACUUUCCUCGUCGCUUUCUCCUCUACCUUCUCUCAGGUGGCAGUAUCGAGAGCUUUAAAUGGGAUAGGCCUAGCCAUAGUUGCACCUGCUAUUCAAUCUCUUGUAGCUGACUCGACUGAUGAUGACAAACGUGGGAUGGCAUUUGGAUGGCUACAGCUUACUAGCAAUAUUGGUUCAAUAAUUGGUGGGUUGUUCUCCUUAAUGAUAGCGCCCGUUACAUUUUUGGGAAUUCCUGGCUGGAGGCUCGCAUUUCAUCUCGUUGGGAUCGUCAGCAUUAUUAUUGGUAUUUUGGUUCGCUUAUAUGCAAAUGAUCCUCACUUCCCAGAUGGCCGUCUAAAGGCUACUGAUGAAGGUAAUUGUAAAUCCUUCAUGUCGGAAGUGCAAGGUCUCGUUCAAGAAGCAAAAUCGGUCAUAAAGAUUCGAUCUUUCCAGAUUAUUGUAGCUCAGGGUGUUACUGGUUCUUUUCCCUGGUCAGCUUUGUCCUUUGCUCCAAUGUGGUUAGAGCUUACUGGACUUUCCCAUGAGAAGACUGCUGUACUUAUUGGCUUGUUUGUGGUUGGAAGUUCCGUUGGAGGACUCUUUGGAGGCAGGAUGGGAGACAUGUUAUCCCAGCGCCUACCAAAUUGUGGCAGGAUAAUUCUGGCGCAAAUAAGUUCAGCUUCAGCUAUUCCCCUAUCGGCAAUCCUUAUGCUGGCUUUGCCUGACGAUCCUUCCUCGGCAUUCAUGCAUGGUCUGAUCCUGUUUAUUACAGGAUUCUGCAUAUCUUGGAAUGCUCCAGCUACAAACAAUCCAAUUUUUGCAGAGAUAGUGCCUGAGAAGUCAAGAACAAGUAUCUAUGCUCUGGACCGAUCAUUUGAAUCUGUACUGUCGUCUUUUGCUCCCCCUGUUGUUGGACUACUGGCUCAGAAUGUGUACGGUUAUAAACCAGUUCCUGAAGGUGUUGAAAGUAUUGCGACAGACAGAGGAAAUGCCAAAGCUUUGGCACAAGCGUUGUUCGCUUCCAUAGGAACUCCAAUGGCAUUAUGCUGUGUGAUUUACUCUUUUCUCUAUUGCACGUAUCCAAGGGAUAAGGAGAGGGCUCAAAUGGAAGCACUGAUAGAAUCAGAGAUGCAAAUCAUGGGCUUGGAUACUUCUGGUACGACUCGACAAUAUUCACAAGCCAAGUCAUCUGAAUCCGAAGAGCACCUUGAAGACAGAAUCAUUGUUGAAAUGGAUUAUGACGAAGAUGGACUUGAUUUUGAUGAUGAUGAUGAUGAUGUUGAGAAGACAUUAGUCCACCACCACCCGACCUUUUCUCAACUCGACCAAUAGCAGUCAUUAUCAAAAGAAUCAAUAAUUUAUGGAGCGAUUUAUCAUAGAUAGUUAUCAUAAACAGUGGCGAAGCCACAUGGUCAUAAGGGUGGUCAAUUGACUAUCCUUCGUCGAAAAAUUACACUGUGUACAUAGGUAAAAUAUUACGUUUUAGAGGUAUAUAACACAUAUUGAACACCCUUUGUCGGAAAAAUAUUUCACUUUUAAAUUUGAACACCCUUGGAGAAAAUCCUAGCUUCGCCACUGAUCAUAGUUGUAGAGCAACAUAGAUUUCCCUUUCAUUCUUUCGAGCUUCACAAUCUGUGCCUUUUAUUA
Messenger RNA from Nicotiana tabacum (common tobacco), 1966 nucleotides. RefSeq lists its product as uncharacterized. Gene Ontology annotation, biological process: transmembrane transport. The record is from RefSeq and is a predicted model, not a curated record. Gene Ontology annotation, molecular function: transmembrane transporter activity. Gene Ontology annotation, cellular component: membrane. Lineage: Eukaryota; Viridiplantae; Streptophyta; Magnoliopsida; Solanales; Solanaceae.